This is a messenger RNA of Ambispora gerdemannii, 534 nucleotides long. The record is from the annotation of a GenBank genome assembly. Lineage: Eukaryota; Fungi; Glomeromycota; Glomeromycetes; Archaeosporales; Ambisporaceae.
AUGAAAUCAAAUAAAAAAUUUCACAGUUCAUGGGUAACUCAUGCUAUUCUCCUUCUUUCGCUCUUUACUCUUCUCUUCUAUAUAACUCUUGUGAUCCCCCAAGCCCCUGAUACCUCGGGUUGUCCAGUAGAAAAAUGUCCUUACUAUGAAAAAUUUAAAGCCGGCGAAGUGUCUGGUAUCGAUUGGUCCUCUUCAAAAUGUCCAUUGGCCGGUAAAUGCCCUUACUAUGAAGAACUAAAGAAACGCGCGUUAACCGAUGGUGGUAAACUUGACCUCUCAAGUGAUAAUAAUAAUGAUACCGGUUGUCCAUAUGUUAAAAAAUGUCCCCAUUUCAAAACUAAAGAUGGUAAGGUUGAUUGCGGUGAAGAUUGCUUAAAAGAGUAUUAUAAGGCACAUGGACAUGGUGAAGGAAAAGGUGAUUUAUCGAAGUGUCCAUAUUUGAGUAAAAUGGGAAAGGAUGAUCAAGAUAUUAAGUGUCCAUAUUUGGAAAAAUUGAAGGAUACAGAGGAAACUAUUAAUAGAGAAGAAUUAUAA